CGGGGGGUCGGGGGGGUGGUGGGAGACCUGACGACUCGUCUGCCACAUGGAUCUUCUCUGCGUGCGACCGAUCUGCCUGAAGAAGUUACCCACUGACGGCUCCUUGAUGCCCGCGCGUCUCUGGCACUGGAGAGCUUGUGUCACCGCUCGUUGCCUCAGAUGAGCUGACAUACUUAUAAAUACUGUAAUUAGAGCGUGUCUUCGUGGAGGCAGUGCACGAUGACAGAGAGAAGCCCUGCCAGCAGAGCCUCAGAGGAGUGAUUCUGUUGCUUUCCCCCUCGGCCCCGCUGUGAGCUACGAGCUGCGCUCCUUCCUGGUGGAUGAUAUUUGUUAACCUCGGUUGAACUCACCCAGGAAGUGGGGACAAUCUGCUCCAAUGGAGUUCGACAACGAGACCAACCAGACUCUUCAACCGGAGGUGGCCGCGUACAGCCUCCAGAUGUCCGUGCCCCUCACUGUGCUGGUGGGGAUCAUGAUCCUGCUGACCGUGUUCGGCAACGUGCUGGUGGUCAUCGCUGUGUUUACGAGCCGGGCCCUCAGGGCUCCGCAGAACUUAUUCCUGGUGUCUCUGGCGUCGGCGGACAUUUUGGUGGCGACCCUCGUGAUGCCCUUCUCCUUGGCCAAUGAGCUCAUGGGAUACUGGUACUUUGGGGAGGUGUGGUGUGAAAUAUACCUUGCCCUUGAUGUUCUGUUCUGCACCGCCUCCAUUGCCCACCUCUGUGCCAUCAGCUUAGAUCGCUACUGGUCCAUCACGCAGGCCAUCGAGUACAACCUAAAGAGGACGCCGCGCCGCAUUAAGUGCAUCAUCUUCAUCGUGUGGGUCAUGGCAGCGGUCAUCUCUUUCCCGCCACUGAUCACCAUGGAGAAAGAAAACAGAGAGAAGGACCCUGUGUGUAAGAUCAACAAUGACAAGUGGUAUGUCAUCUCCUCCUGCAUCGGCUCCUUCUUCCUUCCCUGUGUCAUCAUGGUGCUGGUCUAUGUGCGGAUCUACCAGAUUGCCAAAAAGAGGACGCGGGCCCCUCCAGGGGACAGGAAGCAGAAGGACAUUCCGAUGACGGCCACCACCGCUGCUGUCGACAAAAAGGAGAACGGCGUGGGCGCAGAGGACCACCUUUGCCACGAGAAACUAAAUGGCAAGAGGGACAUUGAGCUGAAGAGGGAGGAGGAAGGAGAAGGGGGAGCAGACGAGGAGAAAAGAGAGGUCAACGGCGUGGACAUCGAGGAGUCGUCGUCAUCGGACCACAAAGUGAACAACCCCUGCUCAAUCAAGAAGAAAGCGGCCAAGGGGAAAACCAAACUGAGCCAAAUCAAACUGGGGGACGACGACGUCCAAAAGCGGGCGCAGAGCACCAAAGGCAGCCGCUGGAAGGGCCGCCAGAACCGGGAGAAGCGGUUCACCUUCGUCCUGGCCGUGGUCAUUGGGGUGUUUGUCGUCUGCUGGUUCCCCUUCUUCUUCACGUACAUGCUGAUGACGCUGUGUGAGUCCUGCCGUGUUCCCGACAACUUGUUCAAGUUCUUCUUCUGGUUUGGUUAUUGCAACAGCGCGCUGAACCCCAUCAUUUACACCAUCUUCAACAAUGACUUCAGGAGGUCGUUCAAAAAGAUACUGUGCAAGAGGGACACUGGAAGAUACGUAUGACGGACUCCAUCUUCGUGUGCAUACUUUUUUUUGUUACCAUGUUGUACAUAAAUCGCGCAAAGUACUUAAAGUACAUGGAUCACUGACUUGUGAAUGCUCUCGGUGUAACUGCUUGGAUAGGCUUGGCCAGGGUGAGCUUUACAUGCAGCAGCAUCUUCUUUUCAAAUAAUCCGCCGCCCACGGCUUUGGCAUGACCACGAUCACUCACGUAGAACACCACAGUGAAACCAUGUUUUUAUUGUAAAUGUUAUUUAGUUAUUUUCACGUUUUUUUUUUUUUAUAAAACAAGCAAACAUAGUGAGGUCCACGAUAUGUGUUGUAUUUUAUGACAGUAUGUUGUACAAAAUGAGCUGUCAGAAUGUAUAUUGAUUUUGGUGAUGACGAUGAUGAUGAUGAUGAUGAUGAUGAUGAUAAUGAUGGCUCUUUAAACAAUAAAACCCAUUUCAUGAA
Molecule: messenger RNA, 2089 nt
Organism: Scophthalmus maximus (turbot)
Lineage: Eukaryota; Metazoa; Chordata; Actinopteri; Pleuronectiformes; Scophthalmidae
Gene: adra2a
Product: adrenoceptor alpha 2A
Exons: 2
Coding region: 377-1639 (420 amino acids)
Biological process (GO): adenylate cyclase-activating adrenergic receptor signaling pathway
Cellular component (GO): membrane
Molecular function (GO): adrenergic receptor activity
Source: RefSeq, a predicted model, not a curated record